CGCUGGUCGCGCUCCCGGGAUCAGUAGGAAGUCAGAAGGACUGUGUGUGCAGUAGGUGCGGGUUUGUAGUCGUGCUUAUUAGUUCGUGGUUAGCUAUUCGUCUUUUUGUGUGACUGCGUGGAGCAUCAUCCAGAUUUUCCAAUUUGAAGACAACUGAUGUAAUGUGCAAUAACAGAAAUGCCUUAUGUGGAUCGGCAGAAUCGCAUCUGUGGUUUUUUAGACAUUGAGGAAAAUGAGAAUAGUGGAAAGUUUCUACGUCGGUAUUUUAUCCUGGAUACUCAGGACGGAAGCUUGGUCUGGUACAUGGAUAAUCCCCAGAAUUUGCCAUCUGGGACGCAAUUUGUUGGUGCCCUCAAACUAACUUAUAUUUCAAAGGUCAGUGAUGCAACAAAGCAAAGACCAAAGGCUGAGUUCUGCUUUGUUAUCAAUGCUGGAAUGAGAAAAUAUUUCUUGCAAGCCAAUGAUCAGCAGGAUUUGGUUGAUUGGGUAAAUGUCCUAAACAAUGCUACCAAAAUUACAGUGCCAAAAUCAUGUGAUGUGCAGAAUAAUUCUGAGAACCAAAAGAGUUCCUUGGAUUGUGUUGGAGCAAAGAAACAAGUGUCUUAUAAAACAGAAAUUAUUGGAGGUGUUCCCAUUAUUACGCAAACACAGCAGGAGGGAGAAUGCUUGGAUGGUGCAGACAGGGGCAGUGGUUUGAAGCGAUCUCAGAAUCAGAUACCGUAUUUCAUAAGCAAGCCUGCACAAGAUCAAGCCACAAUUAAAGCUGGGUACUGUGUGAAGCAGGGUGCUGUGAUGAAAAACUGGAAACGAAGAUACUUCCUUUUAGAUGAAAAUUCAGUUAGUUACUUCAAGUCAGAUACGGACAAAGAACCUCUACGAAUAAUUCCACUCAAGGAGGUACAUAAGGUUCAGGAAUGCAAACAAAGUGAUAUCAUGCUAAGAGACAAUCUGUUUGAAGUAGUUACCACGACUAGAACAUUUUUUAUACAAGCUGACAGCCCUGAGGACAUGCACAGUUGGAUUAAAGCAAUUUCAGGGGCUAUUGUAGCCCAGCGGGGUCCAGGCAGAUCAGCAGCUUCUAUGCGGCAGGCCAGGCGGCUGUCGAAUCCAUGUAUACAGAGGUAUACACCCCGAAAUGGUGAAUGCAGCACGAGCAUGAUGAACAUUCCUCCUCUUCCUCCUCCAUCAUCUGCGAUCAUGGCAUCACCAUCCCUCAAUUCCCUUACUCCGGUGCAGCAGUCCAUGCCCCAUCAUCUGUUCCGAAGUACCUCAGCCCUUAACCCACAAACAUUUACUUCAAACAGCGUGGCUUGGAAAAAUGAAGACUUCACAAACCUUCUUCCGAGACCCACCACCUGGGCAUCUUGCAGAUCUCGACUCUCUCUACAAGAGACACAGUUUCCAAAGUGAAUGAUGGUCCUUCAGUAAAGUUAUUUGGGUUUUAGGAGCAAUGGAAUUACUCCAGAAGGGCAGUCUGAGCUCAGUGGCAAGCAUUAUGCCAGAGUUUGUUGUCUUCAGCAUAGUGCUGUACUUACUUAUAUUCUACGUGUAAAAAGGGUCAUCUUAGAAUUAAAGUACAGUGGAACCUCUAGAUACGAGUUUAAUUCGUUCCAGCACUGAGCUUGUAUAGCGAAUUUCUCGUAUCUAGAACAAACGUCCCCAUUGAAAAUAAUGGAAAUCCAGUUAAUCCGUUCCGCAUCCCAAAUAUAUUAACAUAAAAAUCAAUUUUCCUAACAAAUAACACUGAUAAAUUAUAUAUACUGUAGUCUACCUUUAAUAAAUAACACUGGUAAAUAAUAUAACGGAUUAUUAAAAGAAUCAAAACAGGUGUCCAAAGUGCAGUAGAGCAUUCAAUAAAUCUUUAAAUAAAUAAUCCUUAAAACAGUUGUGAAGUGAAGGUUUAAAGUACAUAAGAAUAACAAUCCUUUAACACGAGGUUAAAACGUCAACAGGAAGCAGUCUUCAAAAAAACAGAUGACAAUCCCCGGUGCUGCUUCUCUGUUAGCGUCUCACCUGCUUCUCUCAUGCGGGCUCUGCAAUAGGCGAGACACUUAAUGCAGCUGACCUUCUCUACACCGUCGUGCUUCAGCUGUUUGGCUCGCCUGUUCAGCUACACGCGAGCCAGCACUCGCUCGCUCUCUCGCACCGACUUCCUACUGCUGCAGAUUCCUGCCUCGUCCUGCAACCUCCGUUCUCCCUCCUCUCUUUUCUUUUACUUCUUCUCCCCCUUAACCGGCUCGCGCUUCUCUAUAUAUGUGGGGAAGACAUGGCAGCUGCUAGGGUUACCACUUUUAAUACAAAAAAAUAAGGGACGCAUACGUAUUGAUUCAAAACGGGACGCGCAAUUUCAUUCUCAAAUACGGGACGAUUCCGUAUUUUAAAGGACGGGUGGCAACCCUGCCCAGCCCAUCAGCCACAGGAACAAUCAUGGAUGUGGGCAGUUUCCCACCUGUGCACUUAGGUGAGAAACGCAGACACCGCAGAUCGCCCUGCGGCUCGCUACAGCUACCACGCCCCCCUCGCUAAGCCGCGAGCUAUACCCACAGCCUGGCUCGUGGCUCGUUACGUGAGCCAAUGCUCGUAUUUAGAUCUGAAUUUUUCGCUCAUACUUUCCUCGUAUUUUGAAUUUCUCGUAUACAGAGGCGAUCGUAUCUUGAGGUUCCACUGUAAUUUCUAUUUUUUUUUGUAUGUUUCUCUUCCCUUGUACAUCUGUAAGGUCUGGUUCAAUGGUGAAACAUUACAGGAUUUGUUUCUUUAAAAGAAAUGUGUUUUAAAAUUUAUAUCCUGUGGUUUUAUUUAUUAGAUUUUUUUUUAUGUGAAGUAGUUAUGUAGUUCUUAAACAUAUUUUCUAAUGUUGUAUCAAGUUUACACUGUGUUAGCUCACAGAGGUGCCCAUCAAAGGUAGUGUCUCAGAAUCCUUGCAGAUUUUUUUUUUUUCUUGGUCACUAAAAUGCUGCAAUCUGUAACUUCUUGGCAGUACUGAAGUGUUCCUUUUUGUUCCAGAAAAAGCAGCCCCUUGUGGAGACAUUAAAUUUUAUUAUUUGGUCAUUUUUUUAAUCUUUUAAUUUAAUAGGAAUUUGCUAGUUGCUUUUAUUUUCCACAAAUCUCAGGAUUUUAAAACUCCUCUGAAAAUGGACUCCAAAUGUUGAGCACUCAGGAUAAAAGCGUUAAAACUUAUGGCUUUUAAUUAAAUUUGUUAAACACUUGAAAUUAUCAGUUACAGAGUGCAUGGUUGCCAGUUUUUGUUGAGUGUUCAAUACUGAAGCUGUUAAUUGUUCUUUUAUUGUGCAUAUGAACAUGCAGUAUGACCAGCUUUAACAUCUACUGAACCUUUCAAAUUUUAAUAUUGUUGAAAUUAUUUUGUUGUUUGUAACUUUGGUACUCAUUUUAGCUGUUUACCAAAAUUGAAGAAAUUCAAAUUGCCUGGUUUUGACAAAAAAGCAAGGGCCUUUAAAGUACAGGCUAAAUCUGACAUUUCUGCACAAUUCAAAUUUAUCUGCACAUAUUUCUAGAGAAGAGGUUUAAAUGGUAAGCACACCAUCACCCUAAAAGAAAAUUUAUGGGUUCAGAAGAUUGCUGGAUAGAGAGGAAAAUAUAUGAAAGAGUGUCUGUUAAUGUAUUUUUAAGGAAAUGUGCCUCUGACCACUAAUUAAACACUGUACAAAGCAUAGUCUUUCUUGAUUAAACAAUUUUGUAUAGUAAUUGUAGUAAAUUUGCUGAUACCACUGAGGGAAAUCUUAACAACCUUUAGCCCUUGAUUUUUUUUUAAGUUUCCAUAAUGAUUUAGAUUGCCUUUGUUGUAAAUUUGUGUUAUUAAGAAGCAGAGAUGAUUUCCUCACACUACAUUUCUCUAGAUUUCUGUGAAGUGCACCAGCAUCACCUUUUUAUUUGCUAUUUUACUUAUAUUAAUUGAAAAGUGGAAUCUGUAAGUGUAUAUGUUGCAAAAGUAAAGAAAGUUGGAUUGAAUAAAUUCUGGAAUAUUGUUUGUAAAAUACACAAUUUAAAAUUGUUUCUGCAGAAAGAAACGAGCAGUAACUAAUUAUAAAUUUUAGUAAUUUAGAAUUAGAUUUGCUUUUGAAGCAGUUGUUAAUAGUGACUGCUUAGUUUUAGAUGCCAUAAAAUGCUUAUAAUACUAAAGUAAAGGCAGACUCAUUUUUUUCAGACCUGGAAUUCCCUUAUUUGGGACUUUCAAAAAUAAUUUUAGACAUUUGUUUUAUUUUUAUAAUUACUAAUAUUUUCAUAAUCAGCAUUAUUUAUGGUUUAUGCUGCGUUCAGGACAGAUUCAUAUUUUACCAUGUUUGUUUAGAAGACAUCUAACUAGUUAAAUGUCGUUACGACUUAAUUCCUUAUUUUUAAUUCUUUUUUUUUCAACUCACAAAAGGACAUUUUCAAAUUUGAAAAGAAAGUAACUUUUCUUUGUCAUCCCUCUGUUGCACAUUUUAAAAAGCCAUUAAUCUGGUCUGUGGGUUUAUGUCACAAUAUUUUGUGCUUAGAAAAUGACACCCUAAUAAAUAUUUACUAUUUUUAAACUUUCUCAAUUUUAGAGUUGUGUUUCAAUGUAAGCCUGCUGUGUUAACUGUAGAAGUCUCAUUUCUCACUGCAUUGUUACAUAAUUACAGUUUUAUUAAAUACAUCUGAAAAAACAUGUUUCAAGAAUGCAGUUUUGUGCCUGUUUUGAUGGUUUCUAUAUAAAUUCCUUUUUGUAAAUCUGGAAUUUUGGUCUGUUAUUGUAUUGCACAAAAUGCAUUGUAUGGGUAAAAAGUGCCUGCCUAUAAAAACAAGCUUUUAUUACUAAAAAAUAUUGUAAUAAUAAAUGUCCACCUGCCAUUUAAAAAUUUUUAGUAUUUCAUAUAUUUCAUAUUGAAUUAGUUAUUGUGCAAAUGCAAUGCAAUGUAUUUUGCUACACAGUAGAGGAAAUUGAAAAAAUGUACUUAAUCUGUCAAUAUUGGAGUUGCCAGUAUGUGUCUGUGUGUGUGUAUAUGUGUGUAUUAUAACACACAGUGUAUUUCUGCUUUUAAUUUGCUUGUGCGUUGUUUAAUUUACUGUCCUAAAUGAUAACUUCAGUUUAUUGCAUAAAACAAAGAACAUUCAUUACAGAUUAGUUUAAAGCUGCCUUGGUUACUCAGUUUAUCAGCAGUUCAGUUUUACUUUGUAUUCUUUUUUUUUUAAUAAUUGAAUGCCAAUGUCAAAAGAGUGCACUAUGCUUCCUUGUAUUUUCAAAACCAAAUUCAAUAAAAAUGAUCAUGGUUUAA
Molecule: messenger RNA, 5252 nt
Organism: Erpetoichthys calabaricus (reedfish)
Lineage: Eukaryota; Metazoa; Chordata; Cladistia; Polypteriformes; Polypteridae
Gene: plekha1b
Product: pleckstrin homology domain containing, family A (phosphoinositide binding specific) member 1b
Exons: 13
Coding region: 178-1410 (410 amino acids)
Cellular component (GO): membrane; cytoplasm
Molecular function (GO): PDZ domain binding
Source: RefSeq, a predicted model, not a curated record